Auanema sp. JU1783 is the source of this 1659-nucleotide messenger RNA. The record is from the annotation of a GenBank genome assembly. Lineage: Eukaryota; Metazoa; Nematoda; Chromadorea; Rhabditida; Rhabditidae.
AUGAAACAGAAGGUUCUCACCGUGCUUAUGCUUGCUAUUCCUUCCUUCCUAGCUUUCGGAAUUCUCAGCAGAGCAGCAAAAACUGUUCAAAGUUUCAAUUCCAACGGCUUCCAAAUGUUCGGUCUGAAAUUCGACUUUGGAGUUUACGGCUACAUUAUUAUGACUUCCUUUGUUUGUACUUUUUAUGCUUUGGGAACCUUAUGGAUCAUAUAUAAGUGCUACAAGUUCUAUACCGGCUGCUUUGGAGACUUGCCUCCAGGACCAUUCGCUUUACCUCUUCUUGGAAAUACUUUACAAAUUGAUACCCGCCAUCCUGCUCGGACGAUGUCUAAAUGGAAAGCAGAGUUUGGAUCAGUCUUCACUGUUCGGUUACCUCAACCAAUGAUUGUCUUGGCAGAUCACUCCGUUUUGAAGGAAGCUCUUAUAACGAAAGGUCAAAGCUUUACUGGACGACCGACUGGAUACGUCUGGUCCAUGUUCACUCAUAAUGACCAAAACGGUGAUGGAAUCAUCUUAUGCCAAGGAGAACGUUGGGAGCAACUUCGGGAGUUUUCUCAUAAAAUGUUCAGAAGUGCCAUGGGAGAAAAGCUGAUGGAAUCGAAAGUCCUUGUCCAAACUCAAAAUAUGAUUGAAUAUAUGGAUGGUUUAAUCGGGGAUCAUGACCACAUUACAGUAGACAUGGAGUUAAUCAUAUCACAAGUGGUUGGAAAUAUCAUUCAAGAUUUCGUUCUCGGUCAUUACUUCGCUAUUGGGGAUCGUCGGUUUUUCGAGUUCAAGAGCUUGAUUGAUCAAAUAUUAGCAGAUGUUGCGUCAAAGCCUGUUCAACUUGUCAAUGCUUAUCCAAUUCUUGCUAAAUUACCAAUUCCAGCUAUUAAAAGAUAUCGUGAAAAUGGAUUCCGCCUACAAAGAUACUUCUUGGAUGCUAUUGAGACUCACAAGAAAACCCUGAACUUGGAUGGUGAAUCUGUUGACUUCAUCGAAUCAUACCUUCGUGAAAUGGUCACUACUAAGAAAGGAAACGCCCAUUUCAAUGAGCUUUCUUUGGCAUUAGCAGCUGGAGAUCUUUGGACUGGAGGAAUGGAAACCACUGUAACAACACUCCGAUGGGCAAUUGUUUAUAUGCUUCAUAAUCCUCAUGUCCAAGAAAGAUGUUAUCAAGAAGUUGAGAAGGUCUUUGGAUCAGAAGUUCCUACUUAUUCUGCACACAAGCAAGCCCCCUAUGUUGAAGCUACGAUUUCUGAAACAUUGAGACUGGCUAAUGUACUUCCCUGGGCUAUUCCACACCGUACCACAACUGAUGUGAAAAUUCAAAACCACUUCAUCCCAGCCGGAUCAGUGAUACUGCCUCAAUAUGGAACUCUCCAGUUCGACCCCACAGUUUUCCCAGAGCCAGAGAAAUUUAAUCCUGACAGAUUCAUCCAAGAUGGCUGUUACGUGAAAAAGGCCGAGUUGAACCCAUUCGGAAUGGGAAAACGAUCGUGCCUUGGAGAAAAACUUGCACGUUAUGAGCUGUUCUUGAUUUUGACAACUCUUCUCCAAAACUACGAAUUCAUAAAAGAAGAAGGAAAAGGCCUACCAUCAUGUGACCGCAGUGAGGGAAUGACAAACGUGCCCAAACACUAUAAUGUUAUAGUUCGCAAACGCGUUCACAAAGUAUAA